Molecule: messenger RNA, 504 nt
Organism: Heteronotia binoei (common prickly gecko)
Lineage: Eukaryota; Metazoa; Chordata; Lepidosauria; Squamata; Gekkonidae
Product: fatty acid 2-hydroxylase-like
Exons: 2
Coding region: 1-504 (167 amino acids)
Cellular component (GO): membrane; intracellular membrane-bounded organelle
Molecular function (GO): heme binding
Source: RefSeq, a predicted model, not a curated record
AUGGGGAGGCCGGGCCGCGCCCCCGGGGGCGUGGCGUGGCGUGGCGGCGCCUGCAUAUGCUGGCGAUGGAGGCGGACGGGCAGGGCUGCAGCGGCGGAGCGGAGCGGCUGCACACUCUCCCCGGCGCCUUGGCUGGCCAUGGCUCUCCCCGACGACGGGCCCCGCUCGUACAGCAGCGCCGAGCUGCGGCAGCGCUGCGCCCAGGGCGCCUGCCUGGUGCUCAGCGAACGCCGCCUCUACGACCUGACCCCCUUCGUGCGCCUCCACCCGGGCGGCGAGCAGCUGCUCCAGGAGCGGGCGGGCACCGACAUCCGCGACGCCCUCGACGGCCCGCCGCACCGGCACUCGGACAACGCGCGCCGCUGGCUCGAGCAGUACUACCUGGGCGACCUGAGCGACCCCGAGCCAGCCGCCGCCGCCGCCGAAGCCACUCCGGCUAUCAAUGCGAGCAAUGUUGGGAAGGAAGUGGCUGCGGUGGCAGAAAGACAGGUUGCUUACCUGUAA